This is a messenger RNA of Ctenopharyngodon idella (grass carp), 6803 nucleotides long. RefSeq names its product exostosin-1a. Gene Ontology annotation, molecular function: glycosyltransferase activity. Bases 619 to 2811 code for a protein of 730 amino acids. The transcript has 11 exons. The record is from RefSeq and is a predicted model, not a curated record. Lineage: Eukaryota; Metazoa; Chordata; Actinopteri; Cypriniformes; Xenocyprididae. Gene Ontology annotation, cellular component: membrane.
GGCGCGUGACAUCAGCAGCCGUCGUGAGGGGAUUGGAAUGCUACAAUGUAACAAUCGCAACUGGACGCUUCAGAUUAAAGCGCUGGAAUGUAACAUUGUAUCAUCGGCGUCGCGAAAGCGUUCUGAAUGUAACAAUGAAUAGAAACGCGUGUCUGUGAUGUUCUCGCGACCCACUUCAAACCAACAUCUGCGCGAUUGAAAAGGAUGAUUUAUCAUGUGAGAAUUCACGGAUUUGUGGGGAUUUAUCCGCUCGGGAAGUUUUUGACAGGGUCUUUCUGACCCACACACAUCACGUGGGAAAUUUCUCAGAUUUCUGGAUUUCAAGAGCACUUCUCCGAAAGUACUUUCUGAUGCUUCCCAUUGAUCCAGAGCAGCUCAGAUGGUCAUCAGACAGUAGUUUAGAUGCUGUCUAAUGUGAUCCAGGCACCGGAGAGGAGAGAGGUAGAUCCACAAAAAGGGGUUUAGUUUAAGUCGCCCACAUGCUCUGGAUUUGGGAUUGGAAUCAUAAGGUGGAAGUCGAGAGCAUCAAAUCCCUGCAGGUCUGUGGAAGAUGCUGUCCAGCAGGAGUUGAGACCUUCGGAUUCAUCAGCGAGCCGCUCCAUCUGGAUCUAAGGACACAUGCAGGCCAAAAAACGCUAUUUAAUUCUGUCCUCUGCGGGUGUGUGUCUCAUUCUCCUCUUUUACCUGCAGGGACCAGCUUCCAGAAGGAGUCCGAACCGAGGCGAUGACCCCCAUCCACACUGGCCCCCCUUCUCUGACCCUCUACGAGCUUUUAUUCCCUGGGAUCAGACCCAAACCGAGGACUACAAUGUCCGCACUUCUCCGAGACACAAAAGAGAUGACAACUCCGGAGCUUACAAGUGCAGAAUGGACUCGUGCUUCGACUUCUCCUUGUGCAAGAAGAACGGCUUCAAAGUCUACGUCUACCCUCAGCAGAAAGGUGAGAAGAUCUCAGAAAGCUACCAAAACAUCUUGUCCUCCAUCGAGGGCUCCAGGUUCUACACUUCGGACCCGGGACAGGCUUGCGUCUUCGUCCUGAACCUUGACACCCUGGACCGAGACCAGCUGUCGCCUCAGUACGUCCACAACCUCAAAACCAAGAUCCAGAACCUGAACCUGUGGAAUAACGGCCGCAACCACCUGAUCUUUAACCUGUACUCGGGCACAUGGCCGGAUUACACAGAGGAUCUGGGGUUUGAUAUCGGUCAGGCCAUGUUGGCCAAAGCCAGCAUCAGCACAGAGAACUUCAGACCCCAAUUUGACAUCUCCAUCCCCUUGUUCUCCAAAGAUCAUCCUCGGACCGGAGGAGAGAGGGGGUAUUUGAAAUACAACACCAUCCCCCCGUUUAGGAAAUAUAUGCUGGUUUUUAAAGGCAAACGCUAUCUGACUGGGAUUGGAUCGGACACCAGGAAUGCGCUUUAUCACAUCCAUAAUGCUGAAGAUGUGGUUCUCCUCACCACCUGCAAACAUGGCAAAGACUGGCAGAAACAUAAAGAUGCUCGCUGCGACAAGGACAACGCCGAAUAUGACAGGUACGACUAUAAAGAAAUGCUGCAUAACUCCACAUUUUGUCUCGUGCCUAGAGGACGCCGCCUGGGCUCUUUCCGUUUCCUGGAGGCUCUGCAGGCCGCUUGUGUACCCGUCAUGCUCAGUAACGGCUGGGAGCUUCCCUUCUCGGAGAUCAUCGACUGGCGUACGGCUGCUGUCAUUGGGGACGAGAGACUUCUUCUACAGAUCCCAUCAACGGUUCGCUCCAUCCAUCAAGAUCGCAUCCUGUCUCUCCGCCAGCAGACGCAGUUCUUGUGGGAAGCGUACUUCUCUUCUGUGGAGAAAAUUGUGCUCACUACAUUGGAGAUCAUCCAGGACCGUGUAUUGCAGCACAACGGCCGCAGUACACUGAUGUGGAACCAGCUGCCAGGAGGGCUCUUCACCCUGCCACAAUACUCCUCCUAUCUGGGCGACUUCCCCUUCUUCUACGCCGUACUCGGUAUUAAACCACAACAGAAAUUCACAGCCGUCAUUCACGCAGUCACGCCUCUCGUAUCUCAGUCUCAACCGGUUUUCAAGUUGCUAGUGGCUGUGGCCAAAUCACAGUACUGUGCCCAGAUCAUUGUCCUGUGGAACUGUGACAAGCCUCUUCCCGCGAAGCACCGCUGGCCCGCCACCUCUGUUCCAGUCAUCGUAAUUGAGGGCGAGAGCAAGGUGAUGAGCAGCCGAUUCCUGCCCUAUGACACCAUGAGAACAGAUGCAGUGUUGAGUCUGGAUGAAGACACUGUGCUCUCGACCACAGAGGUGGAUUUUGCCUUUACUGUUUGGCAAAGUUUCCCAGAGAGGAUUGUGGGAUACCCUGCGCGGAGCCAUUUCUGGGACUCUAACAAGGAGCGUUGGGGCUACACCUCCAAGUGGACCAAUGACUACUCCAUGGUGCUGACCGGAGCUGCUUUCUACCACAGGUAUUAUAACUACUUGUACACACACUACCUGCCCGGCAGCUUGAAGACUAUGGUUGACCAGCUCUCAAACUGUGAAGACAUCCUCAUGAACUUCCUGGUGUCUGCUGUCACUAAGAUGCCGCCUAUCAAGGUCACUCAAAAGAAACAGUACAAGGAGACGAUGAUGGGACAGACAUCCCGGGCGUCUCGUUGGGCAGACCCUGACCACUUUGCCCAGCGGCAGACGUGCAUGAACAAAUUUGCCAGCUGGUUUGGCACGAUGCCCCUGGUCCAUUCGCAGAUGAGACUGGACCCCGUUCUGUUCAAGGACCAGGUAUCGAUACUGCGCAAGAAGUACAGAGACAUCGAGAGACUCUGACAAAGCUGAGAAACACCUUCCCUGUGAACGGGAUGGGAAACGGCAUCCGAAAACCCCUCAGAACCCUGUUAAACUGGAUCAACAGGGAUAAGCGGGGGGUCGGAGACCCUCAGGGAGGGAGCGCAUUGAGACGGGGGGGAGUGUUGUGUUUGAAGAAGAUCCGUCACUAACUACAAAUAUAUGGCUCGAUCGGAGAUCACGUUGACGGCAUUUGGAUGAGUUUAGCGCAACACAAAGACACAAAGCUUUCUGUCUUCCACACCCCCUCUUGUAAUGCUUUGCCAAUGACAGCGGUGACCAUGGCAACCGCGCCAAUGCCACACACACACACACACACACAGAUCCACAUGCACUCAGAAUAAGGACUAUUGCACAUCGGUUUAAACUCUGGAUCCAUGUUAGACGUGGGUUUUGCUGAGGCCGCCUGUAUAUUUAUUCAGUUCACCUUCCGCUACUCCGGCAAGCGUUACGCCCCUCUUGAAAAUGCAGGAUGACGUCCCGUGGAGAAGUCGAGCGUGCGAAACACCGCGCACAACGUCACAGUGCCUGAACUUUCAGAUGGACAAUCUGGGAGUCCAAAGGGGUUUUGUAUGAAUGCAUAAACACCUUGUUCAUGCUGCUUAUAUUUGGAUUCAGUUUAGGUGUUCCACAAAUUGGUUCAAAGUUUUUGUUUUUUUCUUUCUUUCUAUAUAAGCCUUUUUGUUUAUUUUGUCAAACUGACAGAAUUGUACUAUUUUUUUUUUUUUGAAGAUUUAUACUGUGUCCUAAGCAGACGCGAUGCGAUAAGAUUCCAGCGACAAGCAAUUUGUUUGUCCUCACAUACACGACUACGAGACGCGACAAAAUCCAUUAAAAUCACAGCCAGUCAGAAGAGUGUGUGGGCGGAGUCUCUCUGCAAGCGCACUGCACUCGCAACUAAAUCUACCAAAAAUCACAGCCAAUCAGAAGACUGUGUGGGCGGAGUCUCUCUGUAAGCGCACUGCACUCGCGACUAAAUAAAUCAAAAAAUCACAGCCAAUCAGAAGAGCAUGUGGGCGGAGUCUUUCUGCAAGCGCACUGCACUCGCAACUAAAUCUAUCAAAAAUCACAGCCAAUCAGAAGAGCAUGUGGGCGGAGUCUCUCUGCAAGCGCACUGCACUCGCAACUAAAUCUAUCAAAAAUCACAGCCAAUCAGAAGACUGUGUGGGCGGAGUCUCUCUGCAGGCGCACUGCACUCGCAACUAAAUAAAUCUAAAAUCACAGCCAAUCAGAAGAGCGUGUGGGCGGAGUCUCUGCAGGCGCACUACACUCGCGACUAAAUAAAUCAAAAAUCACAGCCAAUCAGAAGAGCGUGUGGGCGGAGUCUCUGCAGGCGCACUGCACUCGCGACUAAAUAAAUCAAAAAUCACAGCCAAUCAGAAGAGUGUGUGGGUGGAGUCUCUCUGCACUCACAACCAAAUCUAUCAAAAAUCACAGCCAAUCCGAAGGGAUUGUGGGUGGAGUCUCUCUGCAAGCGCACAGCACUUGCAACCAAAUGGAUAAGCACAUAAUCAAAUUCAUAAAUAUUACACCUUUUAAACAUUUAAAGAAACAAACUAAGUGACUGAAAUAAUCUUUGUCAUAGAAUACACUUGUUUGUUCACAAUUCCCUUUAAUUUAUCUUCAAGAUCAAUUAUUCUCCUUCGCUUUCAGUACGGCUAUAAAGGUCACACAAAAUGAUAUUCAAACUCAAAUUAAAUUAAUUUAACGUUAAAUAAAGCACAUAAUCAGUACCUGAGAUUAUCAUUGUCAGAUUGUAUGUUGUUGUUCCAGUGUGACGUCGCCGAAAUAGAAACCGUUUCUAAAAUAGAAUUGCUGCAAAUUGCGGCUGGUUAGGACAAAAUCUCUGAUUAACAUGGAAAAGAUACCUUUUAUCACACAUCGCGUCACGUCUGGUUAGGACACGGUGUUAAAUCCAAUGCCACAAACAGCUCUGUCAGGUUUUCUUACGAGUCUUACUAGUGUAAUGCCAUGUCAGCAGCCAUGUUCACACUGCAGCUAAUUCGGAUGUCACUCCACUUCUGACUGCUGAAUCUUCUGAGUUUGUUUAUUUGGAAGUGACAUGCGUUUUGCAUCUGAAAAGUGCAGACAGCCGCUUUUACAAAUUAAUCUGACUAGUAACUAGUUAUUAAUGCAGUGAUAUCACUUUUUUUGGAGACUGACUGCUUGUCUAAUAACAAACAUGGAGAUCAGUUUACGGUAAAAUUUGUGAAUGUUAGCACAUUGUUUGCGUUCUUUAAAACCCCAAACAUCCAUUUCUCUUGUCGUCAGUCAUGAGACGCCCAGUGUUGUUUCAGUGUUUUCGUGGUUAGUAUGUAUUUCUGGAAUCACACACUCAAUGACUCGAGAUAUUUAACACUAGUUUUGAAUUUACUCUCAAUGUAGAUGGAAGAAAAAAUCAAUGAAACACCUGAAAAUGCUUGAUUAGGAGAGAACGUCAUCCAUUCAGAGCUUUGGUUCGAGUUUUGAGAACGUCUUCCAUUGAUUUUUUUUUUUUUUUUUUUUUUUGUUAAGAAAGAACUGUUAACUCAUUAUCGCUCAUGUUCUUUUCCGACUGGAUGGAUUGAGCUGGUUAUCCCAGCGGAGUACUUUUGUCCAAAAAUCAUGGUCUUCAGUCAGGGUGGAUGACAUAUUUAAUGCUUUGUGAAUGAAAACGAGGCUGUGAGAGAGUCAAUAAAAAUACAUUUCUGCAAAAAAUGACGUGACAUUGCACCUAAAGACAUAACUGAACAAACUUAAAAUGAAAUAUGGCGUCUACCCUGACUAAUGUCCCUACAGUUACAAAAAACGUACCAUAUACAGUACAUUUGCAAGAACAUUUUCCCUAUUAAAGACAACAGUUGAAUGUUAAACUAUAGGGCUGAAAAAUGUGAUAGAAUUGUGUGAACUGGUGAUGAUUUUGCUUGAGGUCAGAAUUAUUAGGUAAAUAUGAGCAAAGCAGGCUGCGGAAAAUAAAUCUGCAUUAUUUAUCCUUUUGAUCUUUCAUUAAAAAAAAUCACAAAAAAAUAAAAUGUUUGUUUUUUAAAGAAUAUGCUCUAUUCUUUCUUUUGAUAUAUUGCAUGUUCAGAUAUUCUUAAAAAAUGUAAAUGGGAAUAUACUUCAGAGAUAUUUUUACUCAUGAGAAUUUCUAUGGGUGCCAAUAAUUGUGGCCGUGUAUAAGAGAAAAACAUUUAUUUUAUAAUGUGAUUUUCCCCCAUUUUCAAUUUUUGAUUACUUUAAUGAAAGGUUCGAUUUUUGUGAAUUUUUUUAAAAGAAAGAUCAAAAUAAUAAACAAUGCGUAUUUAUUUUCACAGCUCAUAUUUACCAAAGGGGCUAAUAAUUUAUUAAUUCUGACCUCAACUGUAUAUUUGCAUGGCGAUCAUCCGAUAGGACUGCUUUAUUUACGCAAGAGAGCGUUGAAACAUGGAAAUGUGAAAAUGCAGAACAGAAUGAGUCUCAGAUCAUUUAAGAUGAGGAAAAACGCAUUAUUUAGAAGUGUUGGUUGUUUACGGUUGCCACAUUAAUGUAGAAUUGUGUGCAUGAAUUGGGUGGAAACUGUGGCAAAAAGUUCUCCAAAUAAGAUAACGGUAUUUUUAGAAUAUGAUUCAGUCACGUGUUUCUUUUUGUCGUCUACAAACGAACGUGCCUUUUCUCAAGACACUUCUUGCGUUAUUUUAGCCUUCAACCGCACAAUCUCCUCUUCCUCUUCAGCACUGAUCAUACGUGGGCAAUCGCUUGAUUUAGUUUGUCUAACACUGGAGUUUUUCUGAUGGUCACAGUACUGACAUUCCUGCCUGUUCCGUAGGAAACGCAUCUUUCACUCGUGUUUGUAUGUGUAUUUAGCACACACGAGGAUUCAUUUUAUCUCAGUUUUGAUUCUUUGCUUCAUCCUUGGAUUCCUAUUUUACAGCAGUACAAACAAUACAAUGAAAGUUCAAAUUUUGUAAGAUAUAAAAAAUGCUUUUAUAAAAAAGAAAUAAAUGAUAUUUGAUACA